Molecule: messenger RNA, 621 nt
Organism: Exophiala aquamarina CBS 119918
Lineage: Eukaryota; Fungi; Ascomycota; Eurotiomycetes; Chaetothyriales; Herpotrichiellaceae
Product: small subunit ribosomal protein S10e
Exons: 4
Coding region: 1-621 (206 amino acids)
Cellular component (GO): cytosolic small ribosomal subunit
Molecular function (GO): structural constituent of ribosome; RNA binding
Source: RefSeq, a predicted model, not a curated record
AUGUGCGAGCGCCAAGAAAAUCCGCACUUGCCAAACCUCACUCAAACCACCACAUUUCUCUCCUCUGACACUCAGCAUCGUGUGCGAUUCCACGAAGAGCGCAAGGAACUCGCAACAAUGCUUAUCCCUAAGGCCGAUCGCAAGAAGAUCCACGAGUACCUCUUCAAGGAGGGUGUGCUCGUGGCCAAGAAGGACUACAACCUCCCUAAGCACGGUGACAUCGACACCAAAAACCUCUUUGUCAUCAAGGCUCUGCAGUCCCUCACCUCUCGCGGCUAUGUGAAGACUCAGUUCUCCUGGCAGUACUACUACUACACCCUGACUCCCGAGGGACUCGACUACCUGCGCGAAUGGCUCCAUCUGCCGGCUGAGAUUGUUCCCGCAACUCACAUCAAGCAGCAACGCUCGCACGCUCCUCCUCGUGGUAUGAUGGGUGGUGAAGACCGUGAGCGCCGUGGUGGAGGCCGUGGUGGUCCUCGACGUGACGGUGACCGUGAGGGUGGUUAUCGUCGCCGUGAUGCUGGUGAGGGCAAGGAAGGCGGUGCUCCUGGCGAGUACACUCCUCAAUUCCGUGGAGGCUUCGGCCGUGGUCGUGGUGCUGCUCCCCCUGCGGCCAGUUAA